Molecule: messenger RNA, 579 nt
Organism: Homarus americanus (American lobster)
Lineage: Eukaryota; Metazoa; Arthropoda; Malacostraca; Decapoda; Nephropidae
Product: early nodulin-75-like
Exons: 2
Coding region: 1-579 (192 amino acids)
Source: RefSeq, a predicted model, not a curated record
AUGCUGGGAAAGUUAAGUUGCACUGAGAAGGAAGAUCCCAAGUUAAGUUCCACUGAGAAGGAAGAUCCCAAGUUAAGUUCCACUGAGAAGGAAGAUCCCAAGUUAAGUUCCACUGAGAAGGAAGAUCCCAAGUUAAGUUCCACUGAGAAGGAAGAUCCCAGGUUAAGUUCCACUGAGAAGGAAGAUCCCAUUGGGGUGUACUGGAACUGUGGUGAAAUUAUUGUACUAAGACCACCAGAGACCAUUGUACCAAGAGAGAAACCACCAGAGACCAUUGUACCAAGAGAGAAACCACCAGAGACCAUUGUACCAAGACAGAAACCAUCAGAGACCAUUGUACCAAGACAGAAACCAUCAGAGACCAUUGUACCAAGACAGGAACCACCAGAGACCAUUGUACCAAGAGAGAAACCACCAGAGACCAUUGUACCAAGACAGAAACCAUCAGAGACCAUUGUACCAAGACAGAACUCCACAAGAGACCAUUGUAUCAAGGUAGAAACCACCAGAGACCAUUGUAUCAAGACAGAAACCAUCAGAGACCAUUGUACCAAGACAGAACCCACAAGAGACCAUUAG